UCAUCAAUAGUUGAAUUGAAAUCAAUCGUAGCGGAAUUUUCCUCAAGUGAGAUUGCAUCACAAAACAUCAGUGUUUAAAUUAAAUACUUUCCAAUCACAAUGAUUUUCGAUUUAGUUGUGAUUGGAAGUGGUUCGGUGGGUUCGGCGGCCGCCUUUUAUGCGACAAAAGCUGGUUUGAAAGUGUUAGCAAUUGAUAGCGGUAAUCCACCACAUGAUCAGGCCAGUCACCACGGUGAGACACGUUUGAUUCGUCACGCAUACGGCGAGGGAUUGCAAUAUGUGCCAAUGGUGUUACGAGCCCAGCAACUGUGGUAUGAAUUGAAGCAGUUGGGUGGCAAGCGUAUAAUGCAUAAAUGUGGUUUAAUCAGUCUUGCUCCAGACGAUGGUAAAUUUAUUGGAAACGUGAUAGAGAGUGCUCGUAAAUAUAAUUUGCCUCUUGAAAUUCUGCCAUCAUCUGCGGUGAUGCAGCGUUGGCCCCAGAUAAAUAUGCCCAAUGAUUAUAUCGGUGUAUUUGAAGCUGAUUCGGGUUAUUUAAAAUGUGAGACUGCAAUUUCUCAUUAUAUACGUCUUGCUAAAAAAGCGGGAUGUGUUCAAUUGUUUAACACUUGUGUUACUGGUGUUAGUCGAGAUGGCGAGAUUGAAAAGGUUCAUACCGUAAGCGGUGAACAUUUCGGUCGUAAAGUUUUGUUCAGCGCCGGUACAUGGUUGACCAAAAUUUUACCAGAAUUGCCUGUUCAACCAGUGCGUAAAGUGUUCUCCUGGCAUCAGUCUGACGAUGAUUACAAUGAAUGCAAUCAUUUUCCCGGUUUCAUUGUCACAUUGCCAAAUGGGGAUAAUUAUUAUGGUUUUCCGGCGAAUGAGAAUGUACUUAAAAUUGGGAAACAUAACGGCGGACAAUCGAUAAAUAGCGCUGAUGAACGCAAACCAUUCGGUGAAUUUGCCGACGAUAACACUGAAGUGGUGGAAAUUUUAGGACAAUUUUUCCCGGGCGUUGGAGCAUGUCUUUUUGGCAAAUCAUGUACGUAUGAUUUGACGGCCGAUGAUGACUUUAUUAUUGAUACACAGCCAGGCGAACCAAAUCGACUCAUUAUCAGUGGAUUGAGCGGUCAUGGUUUUAAAUUUGCUAGUGUUUUGGGUGAAAUUGCAGCAACUUUUGCACAAGGAAAAUCAGUAUCAUUUGACUUAACACCUUUUGCAUUGGCACGUUUCAAACAGAAUAAAGCUUAGAAGGCUAUGAAGAGUUAAAGUUUUGAUUGUUUGCUUCAUUACCCUUAAUUUAGUUCCUUUGCAUUGAAACGAAGAAGAGAGAAAAUUAGCUCUAUGCAGCCGUGUUGUUUUUUCUCGCUUCUUCGACUCAAUGGAACUGAAAUAAGUUCAAGGAUGCAAUGGAAGUGACAUAUGCAGGGAGAUUCACAAGUGAAUAGUCUACAAGUUCAUAUAUGUCAAUUUCGCUUGAACAAAAUUGAAAACAACCAAAUGCCAUGGUUUGAAUUUAAAAAAGUAAGAAAUAAAAAUAAAUACUUUACAUUUUGAAUUA
Molecule: messenger RNA, 1537 nt
Organism: Contarinia nasturtii (swede midge)
Lineage: Eukaryota; Metazoa; Arthropoda; Insecta; Diptera; Cecidomyiidae
Product: N-methyl-L-tryptophan oxidase-like
Exons: 2
Coding region: 100-1227 (375 amino acids)
Cellular component (GO): cytosol
Molecular function (GO): sarcosine oxidase activity; flavin adenine dinucleotide binding
Source: RefSeq, a predicted model, not a curated record